UACUUUUCAAACCUAACAAAUAACAAUAAGUAAACCGUAACACUUGCAGGUCUCCUUUUUUCGCAAUUACAUUUUCUGUGCAAUUCCGAAAGCUCUUAUCCCUCAGCCGUCUGCCGCCUGUCGGCUGCCGCUGCUGCAUGCCACCUGCCAUCGUCCAGUCUUCCAUACACCUUCAUUACCCUGCAGCGUUUGAAAUUAGGUGAAAUUCAUGUGUUCCUAUUCUAUAAUCUUUGCUAGUAAUUAUUAGACAAACAGAAUGUUGGCUGCAAAAACUCCCUCACUUAAUGCUCUUUCUUUCUUUGAGAAGUCCUUAAAAGGUCCAAAUCAGUGCAUUAAGUUCACUUCACCUUUUGUUAGUGUCCCUCAGCCAAACAAAAUAAUUUCAACACGUUCCUUUCCAAGUAUUAAAUCAUCUCUUUCACUAGACCAUGAUAAAUCAGUAAAUGAACUUACUCCUGCUCAGACCCGAGUUGAUAUUCUGUCAGAGUCUCUCCCAUAUCUACAAAAGUUUCGUGGGAAAACAAUCGUUGUUAAAUAUGGCGGUGCAGCUAUGAAAUCCGAAUCUCUUCAAGCAUCAGUAAUCAAUGACCUUGUGCUUCUCUCAUGUGUGGGUAUACGCCCUAUCUUUGUUCAUGGAGGUGGUCCUGAAAUCAACCAAUGGCUCGACCGCAUUGGCCUCAAACCGAACUUUCUCAAUGGUCUCCGUGUCACUGAUGCAUCCACUAUGGAGAUAGUCACAAUGGUUCUUGUUGGCAAGGUCAAUAAACAUCUAGUGUCUCUCAUAAACAAGGCAGGAGCAACUGCUGUUGGCCUCUCUGGUUUGGAUGGCCGCCUUCUCACAGCACGACCCUCUCCGAGAGCUGCAGAACUCGGGUUUGUUGGUGAAGUGGCACUUGUGGACCCCACCGUUCUUCGGCCUUUGGUAGAGAAUAAUCACAUUCCUGUCAUUGCAUCUGUAGCAGCCGAUGAGAAUGGACAAUCCUAUAAUAUCAAUGCAGAUACUGUAGCAGGGGAAUUGGCUGCUGCAUUGGGUGCUGAAAAGCUUAUCUUAUUAACCGAUGUAGCAGGGAUUUUGGAAAACAAAGAUGAUCCAGGUAGUUUAGUGAAGGAAAUCGACAUUACCGGCAUAAGGAAUAUGGUUUCAGAGGGCAAGAUUGCUGGUGGGAUGAUCCCAAAGGUCAAUUGUUGCAUUAGGUCUCUGGCUCAAGGGGUUAAAACAGCAAGUAUAAUUGAUGGUAGGGUUCAGCAUUCAUUGCUACUGGAAAUUUUGACCGAUGAAGGAGCUGGAACCAUGAUCACUGGCUGAUAUUUAUGUUCUGUUCCAAUUUGAUCAACUUUCUAUUCCCCCUUUUGUUUUUUCCUACAUUCAGAGGAGCUGGAAUGACGAGAGGGGGAUGCACUUCUAUGUGAUAUGAUGUUGUCGUGUUUGUUUCUUGUUGGAGUUCUGAACUUCGAAGAAUACAAUUUUGAUAUUUAAUGAAUUCCAGUUUCAGUUUCGAAAAGUCUUCCUUGAUUUGUUUUCAGAAUCAAUACUGUAUUCAAGUUUUCGUGUCUAUGCUUUUACCAGCUUAACAUCUAGUCCUAUUGUUCUUUCCCGGCAUAACAUCUGCUUGAAUCCUCUGAAAUAUUUAUUUGAUUCUAAAAGAUGUGCGCUGAA
This is a messenger RNA of Amaranthus tricolor (Joseph's coat), 1657 nucleotides long. Its product is annotated as acetylglutamate kinase, chloroplastic-like. Gene Ontology annotation, molecular function: acetylglutamate kinase activity; arginine binding; L-glutamate N-acetyltransferase activity, acting on acetyl-CoA as donor. The transcript is spliced from 2 exons. The coding region runs from base 257 to 1306 and encodes 349 amino acids. NCBI's taxonomy places the organism in Eukaryota, Viridiplantae, Streptophyta, Magnoliopsida, Caryophyllales, Amaranthaceae. Gene Ontology annotation, biological process: L-arginine biosynthetic process. The record is from RefSeq and is a predicted model, not a curated record. Gene Ontology annotation, cellular component: cytoplasm; chloroplast thylakoid.